UCAGCUCUCAGUACACACUCCGAAAGGGAUGUGAAGCUGUCAACAUGAGGCUGCUCUUAGUAUUAGCAGUUGUAUUUGUAGUCUACAGCCUGACCACCGCCCAGCAAACACGGCCAUGCAAAAGCCCUCCAUACCUCAUGGGAAAGUUAGUAGUGUCCCUAAAGGAUGAAGUAAAAUUUUGGAAUUACGAAUACAACAGAGCACUGCAGCGGAUGAGAGUCUAUGAGACUGAAAAUCUGGUUAAUCGAUCCCUCACAAAUGAUUUUCUUCUGCACUUUGGAGAGGGUGUGACGUAUGAGAUGGACGGUCUGACCUCCACCUGCUCUAAGAGGCCUCUCCGAGCAGACUACCAGCCCAUAGGAAUCCCAGACGACGCAACUUCUGCAAUGCCUCUUAUCUUUGGCAGCCUGUCUGUGCCUGGUGGGGGGAUGCAGGUGAACUCAUGGCAGGGGCUUUCUCCACGAGGAGAGGAAUACAUCAAGUUUGUGACUGAAGUCGGAUGUGUCCCUCAUCAGGCAACCUUCUACACUGAGAAACACGGACAAGUGACCAUAGUGUUUCUGAACAGCACCGUGCACAAUAAAGCUCAAGAUGAUCUCAGCCCUCCAGGCUUUUGUCCAGAGGAGGACGCACAGCCUACAGGAAGACCAGUGGAUUUACUCGAGUUGUUCCUCGAAAGUAGAAUAAAAAAACUAAAAAGAACUUUCUCCAAACUCAUAAAUGUCUAUUUGAAUAAUUAUUCAUUCUUGUGAACACAUUCUGUUAACUGCUGCUUAUUUGUUUAUUAAAAAAAAUUUGAAAAGUU
Molecule: messenger RNA, 805 nt
Organism: Boleophthalmus pectinirostris (great blue-spotted mudskipper)
Lineage: Eukaryota; Metazoa; Chordata; Actinopteri; Gobiiformes; Gobiidae
Product: ependymin-2-like
Exons: 6
Coding region: 45-752 (235 amino acids)
Biological process (GO): cell-matrix adhesion
Cellular component (GO): lysosome; extracellular region
Molecular function (GO): calcium ion binding
Source: RefSeq, a predicted model, not a curated record